AUGCCCGCGGCGUCCCCGAAGAUGAGCUGUGCCGGGCGCUCUGUGAGAGCCGCUGCGGGGCCGCUCGGAGCGUUUUGGCGGAUCGGACACACUCUCACGCUCCGUGGUGGGCGUCUAGACUCCCACGCUCGCCAUACGGCGACGCCAGGUGGAUUCGGCGCGCGGCCCCUGCAGCAGUGCUCGGGGCGCGGCCGCACGUACGCCUCCGCUGCAGCGAGCACUGCCGGAGCGCCGGCGUUCGGCGCCGCCGCGACGGGCAGGCCGCCGCGCGUGUGCAUCCUGGGCGGGGGGUUCGGGGGGCUGUACACGGCGGUCAAGCUCGGUCAGCUGACGUGGCCCGACGGCAUGCGCCCGGAGGUGACUUUGGUGGACAAGAGCGAGCGGUUCGUGUUCAAGCCGAUGCUGUACGAGCUCAUCAACGACGGCGCGGAGGAGUGGGAGGUCGCGCCCACGUUCCAGGCGCUCCUGGCCCCGACCGACGUCAGGCUGGUGACGGCGUCCGUGGGCGGCGUCGAGGCCGGGGCGGACGGCGUGGGCGGCAAAGUGAAGCUCUCCGACGGAUCUGAGGUGCCGUACGACUGGCUCGUCGUCGCGCUGGGCGCCCGCGCGGACCCGCGCGGCGUCCCAGGCGCCCUCGACCAUGCUAUUCCCUUCAACAGUCUCGAGGACGCCAAAGCCAUCAAGGAGGCCCUGACUCAGCUGGAGCGAUCUGGGCGGUCUGGGCGCGUGUGCGUGGUCGGCGGCGGGUACGCCGGCGUCGAGCUCGCGGCGUGCAUCGCGGAGCGCAUGGGCGCGGCCGGCAAGGUGUCCCUCGUGACGCCGUCCGCCGGCAUCAUGACGGACGCGCCUCGUGGGCAGGCCAAGGCUGCAAGCGAGUACCUGACUCGCGUGGGCGUCGACGUGGUCGCGAACACGCGCGUCGCGCGCAUCAGCAAGCGCGACACGCCCGAGAGCCCGCGCGGGGCGGUCGUAAAGUACGAGGGCGGCGGGCGCGGGGCGCAGAGUGAGGAGUACGACUUGGUUUGCUGGACGGCGGGGCAGGCGCCGUCGACGCGGUCGGGCGACGGCGUGGCGGCGCCGGGGGUGCCGUUCCCGCGUACGGAGUGGGGCGCGAUGGAGACGGACGAGUCCCUGCGGGUCGUGAACCAAAGGCGGGUGUUUGCGCUCGGUGACGUGUCCGCGAAGGUCCCCGGGGGCUCGGGGCGCUCGGAGCAGUUCCCGCAGACCGCGCAGGUUGCGUAUCAGCAGGCGGACUACGUCGCGUGGAACAUUUGGGCCUCGAUCACCGGCAGACCUCUUUUGCCUUUCAAGUAUCAGCACCUGGGCAACAUGAUGUCGCUGGGACGCGACACCGCGGCCGUCGCGCUGCCCUUCGAGCUCCCGAGCGCCGCCCGCGACGCCGUCGCGACGUCGCCGCUCGCGCCGCUGCUGCGGGUCGCCGGCGUCCGCGUCGACGACGAGGUGACGAUCGAGGGCCCGCUGGGCGCCAUCGCGCGCCGCGCCGCGUACUGGCUGCGCCAGCCGACAGACGAGCACCGGCUGAAGGUCGGGGCGUCGUGGCUCCGUGCCGGCGUGCGCGACGCAGCUCAGCGGGGGCCUGCUGCCUCAGGCGCGUGCCGGGAGGGGCGUGGCAGGGGACCGGGGAGUGCGUCGUCGUAG
This is a messenger RNA of Pedinophyceae sp. YPF-701, 1659 nucleotides long. The record is from the annotation of a GenBank genome assembly. Lineage: Eukaryota; Viridiplantae; Chlorophyta; Pedinophyceae.